AAAUAAAAACGUAUUUUUAUACUAAUCUGUUCACACUUGAGUGUUAUUGCUUUGAAGUCGUGUCUGUUAAUUUGUACACAACGUUUUACAAUGUUUCGUUUGAUAAUUUUUAGCAUUGUUAUGAGCUUAAUAUUUAUAUCGGUGAUGUCUCUACCAUCAUAUCAAGUGCAUCCAAUAGAAUUGAUCAAUGAUGAACCAGAAGAAAUUUCGAUUGUGAACUUAGAGGAUGGAGAUUACGUUGUAAAGUUAAUAACUCAAUUGACGGAUUGUAACUUGGAGAAUAAAACGCAUGAUUCUGAGGAGCUUCGUACGGAAUUAGAAAGUCUUUAUAAAGAAACAUUAGUUGCUCAUGGUCUAUCUAAUUUGGCUCCUGACCAUCUCGAAGCCCUAAGAGUUCAUAGAAAGGAAAAGUGUACACUGAAGGUCUGGAAAUAAUUUUGUCUUCAAGAGUAUUUUAUGUAUUUUUCUUAUCUAACAAUUAUACAAGCUAUUUACUUGACGCUAAAAAACAGUGAAUAAUUGUGCUUAUGUUUUUUAGUUAUUUGGAAAUAAAAUCUUUCAACAAGAA
Messenger RNA from Cotesia glomerata, 568 nucleotides. RefSeq lists its product as uncharacterized. Lineage: Eukaryota; Metazoa; Arthropoda; Insecta; Hymenoptera; Braconidae. The transcript has 3 exons. The record is from RefSeq and is a predicted model, not a curated record. Bases 91 to 435 code for a protein of 114 amino acids.